GCUCCAGCCUCACUCGUGCUUCACUCAGCCCUCCCAGCACCAUGAGGGUCCUUGCAGCUGCCCUGGCUGUUCUGCUCCUUGUGGCCAUCUGCUCCCUGGCUCAGGCUGAUCUCAGAGUCUCCAGGAAUGCUGGACUUCCCGAGAACGGAAACAAGCCCAUCUCCUGCUGCUACCACUCCGUUUCACGUCCAAUUCCACGCGGCGUGAUCCGCUCUGCCUACAGGACCAGCAACAGCUGCCCAAUGCAAGCCGUGGUCCUGGUCACCAGGAACGGGAUGGAGGUGUGUGCAGACCCCAAGGCUCACUGGGUGCAGAAAUACCUGGAGCACUUGGAGCUUCUGGAGUACUGACUCUUCCCUGCUGCUGCCCCGGGGCAGUGGGCUCAGCCCCCAGCACGAGACAUGUAAUAAGAGUGCUUGAGCUGCAUCCUCCUUCAAAGGGAAAAUGUAUUACAAUUGGCAUACACUUGUUUAACUAAAUUUUGCUUUUCUAAAUGCUUGA
Hirundo rustica (Barn swallow) is the source of this 501-nucleotide messenger RNA. RefSeq names its product C-C motif chemokine 4 homolog. Gene Ontology annotation, biological process: cellular response to interleukin-1; cellular response to type II interferon; positive regulation of GTPase activity. The record is from RefSeq and is a predicted model, not a curated record. Bases 42 to 350 code for a protein of 102 amino acids. The transcript has 3 exons. Gene Ontology annotation, molecular function: chemokine activity; CCR chemokine receptor binding. NCBI's taxonomy places the organism in Eukaryota, Metazoa, Chordata, Aves, Passeriformes, Hirundinidae. Gene Ontology annotation, cellular component: extracellular region.